AUGGGCGGAGGACCAGAUGAAUGGUUAAGUACAAUCAAGUCAUGCCAAUAUUUACCCGAACAUGAUAUGAAAAAACUUUGUGAAAUGGUCAAGGAAUUGUUAAUGGAGGAAUCUAAUAUACAGCCGGUGUAUACACCAGUAACAGUUUGUGGUGAUAUUCAUGGACAAUUUUAUGAUUUGUUAGAGCUAUUUCGAGUUGGAGGAGAGAUUCCAGAUACACAUUAUAUAUUUAUGGGUGAUUUUGUAGAUAGAGGAUAUUAUAGCUUAGAAACAUUUACCUUAUUAAUGGUGUUAAAAGCAAGAUAUCCUGAUAAGAUUACUCUUUUAAGAGGAAAUCAUGAAAGUAGACAAAUAACGCAAGUUUAUGGAUUUUAUGAUGAGUGUCAAUCAAAAUAUGGAAAUUCAAAUGUUUGGAAAUAUUGUUGCCAAGUAUUUGAUUAUUUGACAUUAGCAGCUAUUGUUGAUGGACGAGUUCUGUGUGUUCAUGGAGGAUUAUCACCUGAAGUUAGAACAUUAGAUCAAAUAAGAAUAAUACCAAGAGCACAAGAAAUUCCACAUGAGGGAUCAUUUUGUGAUUUGAUGUGGUCUGAUCCCGAAGAUAUUGAAACAUGGGCUGUUAGUCCACGCGGAGCAGGAUGGUUAUUCGGAGCUAAAGUAACAAACGAAUUCAACCAUGUUAACGAUCUUAGUUUGAUAGCUCGAGCACAUCAACUAGUUCAAGAAGGGUUUAAAUAUAUGUUUCCGGAUGACAAUCUUGUAACAGUAUGGUCAGCUCCUAACUAUUGUUACAGGUGUGGUAAUGUAGCAUCAAUUAUGCAAAUUGAUGAAAACUUACAAAUCGAUGAAAAUAGCUUUAAAAUUUUUAAUGCCGUACCUGAUCAAGAGCGUGUUAAUCCAGCUAGAGCAGGUAUAGACAAAUGGAUACAAAAUAGAUCAAACUUACUUUUUUUUCGUAAUUCUUCAAGAAUGUUGGAAUUAAAAAGUCCAAACGAAAAAAAACCCAAGUCUCGAAGUUGUAAUUUAAAGAAAGUUAUUGCUCAACAUUCUAGAACAAAAUGUUGUUGUUGUAUACCAAUAAAGCCAGGUGUCAUGACCAUUGCGAUACUUUUGUUGAUACAUGCAUUAUGGCAUACAGCAAUAAUGAUCCCAGAGAUUAAAACAUUUAAAUGGAAAGAUGAUACAAUGCACAAUUGUCAAGAUGAUAUAAGAUAUUGGAUACCAUCAAAUUCAAGUACUGUAACCGUGCCAUAUGAUCCUAAUGCCAUUACAAUUCAAGAAGUUGGUGAUGCUUGUGAGGUUGCUACUAUUUUAGCAUUAAUAUUUUAUCUGAUUGAUUAUUUUCUUAAAUUUAUUUUUUUGAUCCAUUUUGGAAGAGUGGUACAUUCAUAUAGUAAAGUAUUAUUUGAAGAAAAGAUUGAUAAUGGAGAGGAUCAUGAAAUAGGAAAAAUUGAUGAUUUAGAAGAUGAUAAAAAAAAGAAUGACCGAAACAAUGAUGCAAUUAUUUCUACUGUUACUACUAAUACCAACACUAUCAAUAAUGAUAGUGAUGAUGAUAAAAUUUUGCCACCUUCUUUAACAACUGCCAGUUCAGUCACCUCUAAAUGA
Messenger RNA from Entrophospora sp. SA101, 1605 nucleotides. The record is from the annotation of a GenBank genome assembly. Lineage: Eukaryota; Fungi; Glomeromycota; Glomeromycetes; Entrophosporales; Entrophosporaceae.